AUGUCUCAUUGCGUUAUUUGCUUUGACGAUGGCACUCCGAAACAUCCCCUUAUCAAACCAUGCAAGACAUGCAAUUUAGAAAUUCACAAUGAUUGCGUUUUAAAUCUCGUUUCAACACAUAUCAUAGCUAAAAGAGCAGCAUACAAAUCCCACUUAUUUCCAAACCACACGAACCCAAAUGUUGUAGCCUCAUUCGAUGGAACCCUAUUGCAGGAUUCCUACUUUAGAGCAUUGAUCAUGAACACCCCAUUCGAUGGAAGUGAAUCACACUAUUUCAAAUACUUUAAAAGAGGUGCAAUAAUCUCGACACCCCCAAAGGCAGCGUUACAAAGUAAUCUAGAUACCAUACUUCUGCGUGAUUUGGAUAAUCCCAUGGUAUACAUUCACGAUGUGUGUCCACAAUGCCAUAGUGUUCUUUCGUUUGUCUCCCCUAUAAAGAGCUUAGUUCCUUUUAGAUCUAUCUGCAAUCGCAAAAUACUCAGUGCAUGCGAAUCCUUUACAACUAAAGUGAAGGCCGUCUACAGUGUAACCAGGAUGUUGGCUCCUCACUUAUUAUGCGAGUACGGAGAAGUUCUUAUAUGUGCAGUUUCCGUGAUCUUUCCUCUGGUGCCAUGGAUCAUCUUGGGAAGAAAUAUACAAGAAUACAGAGUUGAAUUUUUGAAUGCAGAUGGCAUUUCGGAGGUGAUAGGAAUAUCAGAUCUACUGGCCCUAUCCUCGUAUGUCCAGACAAACAUCAAUCUCUUUUCUUGCCUACGACUUCUCUGGUUGGGCUCGAAUGCUGUGGAAACAGUGCCAUCGUUGGUGAGGUUUAUUGCACUCUUUGUAAAGUACGCUAGCGAUUUGGUUUACGCUGCAACUUUCAACAUCUGCUACUUGAACUGGGCCAUUGAAACCAGCCCCCAAAGGGUUGCAAAGUACAUCAAUCGGAGCGCCAAGACCCAUGUCGUUGCCGACUCACUCGGGCAGCUGAGUUUGAAAGACAAGUUCUGGUGCUGCACAUUUGUUGACUUCAAAAAGGUAUUCGUCACGACGUGGGAUCCUUCAUUCGGGAGUUACGUGCUGAACAGCACUAAGAUUGCGUCUUUGGAUGCACCCUUUGACUCGAUAUUCUACACGUUGCUCGGCAUAGGCGUCGGUCAUAAGCUAAUAGGGAAGUGCAAGCCCAUAGUGAGAUUCAUCUACAAGGCUGUCAGGCGGUACCGGCCCGUGCCCAUGGAAAUAGAGCUCUGCCUUGAGUACCUCGGGUACCAGUCUGUACUGCUGGCGAAGACACUGUACGAGUUUCUCUAUGUUUACUCCGAGUACAGGUCGAUCACAUCGUACCGCGUGUUCCGGACCGUGCAUGAGGGUCGGGAUUGA
Molecule: messenger RNA, 1359 nt
Organism: Pichia membranifaciens NRRL Y-2026
Lineage: Eukaryota; Fungi; Ascomycota; Pichiomycetes; Pichiales; Pichiaceae
Exons: 1
Coding region: 1-1359 (452 amino acids)
Source: RefSeq, a predicted model, not a curated record